Rotaria socialis is the source of this 1353-nucleotide messenger RNA. The record is from the annotation of a GenBank genome assembly. NCBI's taxonomy places the organism in Eukaryota, Metazoa, Rotifera, Eurotatoria, Philodinida, Philodinidae.
AUGAGUAGAUAUCCAUGCUUAUCGAAUCGUAAUGGAUCAAUUUAUUCCGAUACAAUACAUGAUAUUGAAGUAGCUGGUUAUCGUUAUGUGAUUUUAACGAUAUGUAUAUUUGGCGUUGUAUGUAACUUACUUAAUUUAUCUGUUCUUGUUCAACGUCGUCUUAAAGAAUCGCCCUACACCUAUUUAACUGGCUUAGCUGUAGCAGAUAUGCUUACAUUAAUAUCAAUAUCACCAUUUUCAAUUGUUCGUGGCGAUUAUAUACGUCAUGAAAAUGUGUUCUAUGCAUUGACACGAUUUGAAUCACAACUUUAUAUGCCAUUGGCAAACUAUUUUGGUCAAGUAAGCAUUAUGAUAACAUUAGCAUUAACAAUUGAACGUCAUCUAUUUACAACUUAUCCAUUACGUACGCGAACAUUUUGCAAAGCACGUUACGCACGUAUUACAAUAGCGAUUAUAUUAUUUAUUUGCGCUUUACUGAGUUUUCCUCGAUUUCUUAUGGAAAAUGUUAAACAUCUUAUCGAACCUAUAAAUUCAUUUAAUUCAUCGAAAUGUUCAACACAACCAUUUCUUAUUCAAGGUUCAUCAACAGAUUCGACGCAUAUUGGUCAAUGUUUUUGUGUUGUUGGAUAUCCGAGAAAACAAUAUCUACCAUAUAGAACAGCAUAUUAUAUAAUGAUGUUUGUUUUUAAUCAAAUUUUGCCCUUUAUAAUUUUACUUUUUCUGAAUUUAAAAUUAAUCAAACGGGUCCGACACUCGAAUCGUUAUACAAUAGGUGAGCUCGUUGCUCGUCAAUACAUUCAAAAGAGUUCAACAUCAGCACUUCCAAUGCAACCCAUAAAACAAAAACGCUUACGUGAUGAACAUCGUCUAACAAAAACGCUUGUUGCAGUUGUUGUUGUUUUUCUCGUAUGCAAUACAUUUACGAUAAUAUCCUAUCCGGAUUUUGUCGGACGAAUAACACGCCAUAGAUAUCCAAAUUAUAUGCAUACAGGUUUUCGUAUUCAAAAAUUAAUAACAAACAUAAUGUUACUAUUAAAUUAUUCAAUAAAUUUCUUUUUCUAUUGUGCAUUUAAUCAAAAAUUUUUGGAUACACUUAAAACAACAUUUUAUCGACGAAUACGUUCAUUUUUACAAGAGAAAUUCAAUAAUCAAAAUGGUAGUACGACAACACAACGAGCAUUAUCUAAUAGCACAACAUCAUCAGCUAAGUCACCGUGUAAUUUACAAUCCAAAUUGCAUCGUUCUUGUAAACAUUAUUCAAAUUAUGACGAAGAAUUUCAACAUUUAAAACACUAUUCAAAUUCAAAACACUGCUCUUUGCGAAAAAUGAAGAAUUCCAAAAUUGACGUUUAA